AUGCGCCACAGGCGGGCUGUAGUGAAGAAGAGAAGGCAAGCUUUUGGGAGGAUCUGGAGCCCUGAAGAUCGGGGUGCUUACCUUGCGGCGAAGAGGGACGCUAAGAAAGCAGUCUCCAAGGCGAAGUCGGACCGCCACAAGGCUGCGUACGACAUGCUUGAUACCAGAGAAGGCGAGCGGGCAGUGUAUCGUUUAGUCAGAGCGCGUCAUCGCUCAACGUUGGAUAUGGAGCACACCAAGAUCGUUAAGGGAGCAGGUGGAGCCGUUCUGCGCCGCUCUGGUCAGAUCCUGGAGAGGUGGCGAGAGUACUACAAUCACUUGUGUAACGAAGAGUUCUGUCAUUCUCCCAUCCCAACCAUUCCCAGCGUCGAGGGUCCUGUUCUACCAAUUACUGCCGUCGAAGUCAGUGCUGCCCUCGCAAAAUGA
Messenger RNA from Necator americanus (New World hookworm), 426 nucleotides. RefSeq lists its product as uncharacterized. Bases 1 to 426 code for a protein of 141 amino acids. The transcript has a single exon. NCBI's taxonomy places the organism in Eukaryota, Metazoa, Nematoda, Chromadorea, Rhabditida, Ancylostomatidae. The record is from RefSeq and is a predicted model, not a curated record.